Messenger RNA from Geodia barretti, 900 nucleotides. Lineage: Eukaryota; Metazoa; Porifera; Demospongiae; Tetractinellida; Geodiidae. The record is from the annotation of a GenBank genome assembly.
AUGACAGGUUACUUGGUGCGGCGCGUGGGGCAGAUGGGGUUGACUCUCUUUCUCAUCAUUACCCUGACCUUUUUCCUCGUGGAGGCGCAGCCCGGCGACUACGCGUCCUUCUACGUGCUCAACCCUGACCUGCCUCCCGACGUGAAGGAAAAGAUCAGGGCCGCUUUCGGCCUGGACAAGCCGCUCUGGCAGCAGUACCUGAUCCACCUGAAGAACACCUUUACCGGCAACUUCGGCGUAUCGUUCGGCCACUUUCCCCGCCCGGUCAUGGACGUGCUGGCGGAACGCAUCCCACGGACGCUGGUGCUGUUCCUUACGGCAACUGCAGCCUCCUUCUACCUCGGCUUUUUCCUGGGCAAGGCCAUCGCCUGGCGGCGCGGCGGCUUGUUCGAGUAUGUCGCGACGAUCUCCGGCGCGACCCUCUUCACCGCGUUCACCCCGGCAUUUGCCCUGAUGAUGAUCUGGAUAUUUGCGUUCCGGCUGGACUGGUUCCCCCUGUGGGGAAAUUCCUGCAUCGGCGGUCUUGCGCUGGACAUCCUCAAGCACAUGGUCUUGCCGGUGGCCACACUUACCCUCAUAUCGUUCGCUGGCACUAUGCUGCUGACACGAAACAGCAUGCUGGAAACGAUCCGGGAGGACUACGUCAUGGCGGCGCGGGCCAAGGGCCUGCCAGAGAGGCAGGUUCGCGACCGGCACGCCGCCCGCAAUGCCAUGCUGCCGGUGGUAACCAGCCUGGUCUACAGCUUGAUUUUCGCUAUUGAUGGGAGCGUCAUCAUUGAGGGCGUCUUCUCUUGGCCCGGAACCGGCAUGACCCUGCUGUCGGCCGUACGCAGCGAGGACCUGCCGCUGGUCAUGGGGGCAAUGCUCUUCAUCGGUUGCUGUCGCUGCUGGCUCACAUGA